GCUAUUAUUUUACUGUAAAGGAAGACCAAACGGAAAGAGAGAGGGGAGGGAUUCAGAAGAGGGGCAUUCCUACGGCCGCCUCCUUCACAACCACCAUCCGACAACCAUACUUCAAUGCUCAAGAAUGUAAUCGCUUUUUUAAUCAUUUUGUAGGAUAAUAUCAAGAAACUGUGUUUUUAAAACAUGAGUGAAUAUUUUGACCUUCACUGUUAAACCGAGCAUCUCUUCCACAAACGCGGUCUGUAUCGAUUUCGUCCUACAUUUUUAUUGUGUUUGUUCAUUUCGUUUUUAAAAGACUACAUGGAUGAUUACUACUAAUUUCUAUUGCUUUUUAUGUGAAGGGAGAGGAUAGAAGAAAAUCCCAUUAUUUUUAAAUGGGCGUCAUUUUCUGAAAUUCACUGAGUGGAGAGAAAAACCGAGUCUGAGAGGAGACAUCCGCCUUAUAAUGACAGAGGAAGAAGGCCGACAUUGUAAUCCUCCACACACCAAUGCAAUAGGAUGAGCAGGAAUCUGGAUGCAUUUUUCUUUUUUGAAACUUCAGAGCCUUGUUUGUUUUCUUCGGUGAAUUUCAAAUUACUGCCUCUUUUGGGGUUAUAAUCACAAGGAAUGUUAUGCCAUGAACAAAUUCUCCAAACAGAGGGAAUACAACAUUUACUCGGACAGAACGAAAGCAGAUGCUCUUCAGCACGUCACUUCUGAUAAUAAGACAUGAAUUUCUGAGUAAAAUAACGUUAUCGUAGUUUAUCCAAGGUUUUGCGAUAUAGGAUGACGAGUCAACUGCACAAUAAAAACGAAAUAACGGAUUGCAAAAUCACGAAAACCCCUCACCCUGCUGAAGGUAACCAAGGAAAAGCAAAGGGAAAACUGGACAUUAAUGCAAACUCUUUUUACAAAGCCUAUAACCACAGAUUAUCAUCUGAGAUAUGAGAGUGAUGGAUUGACAUUUUAUAUUGAAAAUAUAGAAAUUCUUUGCUUUGUUUUAAUAUAUCAAGAGCGAACUUGUUCAGGGAAUUUUAUAGCUCAUAGAAAAACAUUGAUGUGAAGCAUGCACUGUUCCCCAUUAUCCAUAGGUAAAACCAAGAAUUACUGUUGACCUAUAUUUUGCUUCCAUGGUUGGAUAGAGUCAGUUGAUAGUCAUACAAUUCAGGGCUGACUGUAAAAAGCUUACUGUAGCCUCCAUGCACAUUGCAGAGCAUCCCAGGAAUUGUAGGCUAAAGUUAAUUUGCUGAAGUUAUUUGUACCCUCAACUGCCUGUAAUCGGGAAAGGCUAUUUCUCAGGUUAUUGAAUUACAGAUCGGUCCAAACAAUAUGGGGAGUGACAGUGAGCUCUACAACAGAGACUUGUCAAAGAUGUCUGACGAGGAUUUACUCUCCUGCUCUAAAGAAGAGCUGGUGAGUCGACUGCGUAAGGAGGAGUCAGAGAAGAUCUCUGCUCUUAUCCAGCGUGGACGGCUGAUAAAAGAAGUUAACAAACAAUUACAGGGCCACCUGCUUGAGAUCAGGGAGCUGAAAACCGUCAACCAGCGUCUCCAGGAAGAAAACACAGAAUUGCGCGACUUGUGCUGUUUCCUUGAUGAUGACCGACUAAAGGUGAAGAAGCUGGCCCGGGAAUGGCAGCUGUUCGGUCACCACGCAGCCAAAGUGAUGCGUGAGGAUCUGGGCGGCUACUUGAAAAAACUGUCCGACCUAGAGCGCAUGCAGGAUGGAUUGGUGAAGGAGAAUCUGGACCUCAAAGAACUCUGUCUGGUCCUGGAGGAGGAAUGUGUCAGCAGGAAUGACUCCAGUCCCGGUGGUUCCACUGAGCUCAACCUGCCGUGUAUGGUGUCCCGAGACCUGGGAGAUGGAAGUUCAAGCACUGGGAGUGUCGGUAGUCCGGACCAGCUUCACCUGGUGUGCUCACCUGAUGACUGAAGAUGGGACAGAGCUAGAUACUUUCACUGAGUAGUGAAAGAGCACGAUAAAGAGAAAUAUGGGUUGAGGAAAUAUGUUUAGUUGUUUACAGCAUUCAUUGGUAGAACACAAACUUGAUUGGGGUACUUUUUAGAAGAUGGCCUAUAACACACAGUAAUACAGCAGCAUCUCCAGAAUAGCAGUCAGUUCUGUUCCUUCUGCACGUGCUGCCGUCCUGAAGAAGAGUUGAAAAAGGAUCCUCAAGAGAAAAUAAAAAGUAUUUUUCCUGGAAAGAGGGAUGACAGGCCCACAUAAACAUUUGAGACUAAAGGUCAAGCUUUAUCGAAUGAUCAUUUUGCAAUUUUAUGCUUUUUUAAAACAAUCUUUUGGGAGGUUUUCCUCUUUUCUGUGAUUGAGACUAUAUGUGUUAACAGUAGUAGGUGUUGUUGGAAGGAGGUUAGGUUAGGAUGUUAUCUCAUGCACUGGACUGUACUGUUAGUGGACUACUUCGUACUGCAUUGCACUGGACAAAGCUAUUAUAUGGGUCCUUGUAGACACAUAUCUCUAUCCAGAUUUGAGCCAUACUAGUCUACUGUACAUGACAUCCAAAAGCACUGAAAUAUUUGAAGGAUGAGUGAUGAUUUUUGUGAAAGACCUUUAAAUAACAUUUAAAUUAUGUAGAUUAUGCAUUCAGUCCCUCAGGUCAGGAUUGGAGUGCUGUGUGUAUGAAAUCACAAACUAACAAGGGAAUAGUAUAUUAUGAACACUGUCUUGGCUGCCCAUGAGUUUUACACUGAAAUACAUAGCUAGUGUGCCACAGUAAUUUAGGCUGUACAAUGCACUAAAACGUGUGAUGGCACCGCUGGUUUGUGUCUUGCACCUGCACCUAUGAUGGUGUACUUAGAAGUUCCUCAGAACUGAACAGCCCAGGCUGUUCUCAACCAGCCACUUUUGUGUCAAACUGGAAGCUCGAGACUGGAUUUGACAUGAUGGAUUUAUAGAUGCUGGGAACUAGACAAGACACUUUUAAUUUGUUCUUUACUACAUUAUUAUUGUUAUGAAUAUUAUCAUUAUUACUACUGCUUCACAUUUUCUGUCUAAAAUGCCAAUAGUCAGGAUGCUAAUAUAAUGUUUUGUGGUAAUUCUGUAGAUAUACUCUCUCAUUGUCUUCAUUAACUUGACAUAUCAGUAUUACAUCAUUAACAAAUACAUAUUUCUGUUUUAAGCAUAUAGACCAUGCUCAUGGAUUGGAUAAGAUUUGCUUUGUUGUUGGCUGUGAUUGGUGGGCUGCUCGUAGUGCAUUGAAGAGCUUUAAAUACACUGGCUGAGACAAUCAUGUUGUGACCUUUGUGUGUGUGACUUUGCAGACAUUCAUUUUACAUGGUGCAACAUGAGUGAUUGAUUGAUCUCUCGACCUGUUAUGACCUGUUUGUCCCAGGUGAUUGAUGUUCCUGUCCAUGUCAUACAGCCUGGCGUUGUGGAUAUUUAUCAGUUUUAUUUUUGGACCUCUGUUUGCGCAGUGGAUGGUAAUGCUUUAACCCACUUAGUGAUACACAGAGAAGCACACACAGGCUCUCUCUCCUAAAUCUCCUUUUUAUUAUCAUUGCUAUCAUAUGCUCUCUGGGCCUCCUGUGAGUGAGUCACUUCAUUUGCGAGAAGUACAGUAACAUCAGAACUCUGUGUUCAGGAAUCAGGGUCAUGGCCAAUAAAUCUCCAUUUACCAGACUCUCA
Messenger RNA from Salvelinus fontinalis (brook trout), 3621 nucleotides. Its product is annotated as coiled-coil domain-containing protein 85B-like. Gene Ontology annotation, cellular component: nucleus. Gene Ontology annotation, biological process: negative regulation of DNA-templated transcription. The coding region runs from base 1309 to 1911 and encodes 200 amino acids. Lineage: Eukaryota; Metazoa; Chordata; Actinopteri; Salmoniformes; Salmonidae. The record is from RefSeq and is a predicted model, not a curated record. The transcript has a single exon.